UGGAACACAAUGGGUCAGCAGGGAGAAGACCCGGAGAGACCAGCAUAUACCUCACCCUAGCCACUGUAUCAAGACACACUUCAAAAAACGGUUUCCUUAUUGUGCACACACCAAAGAAAUUGUGCCUGUCUACACACAAAACGACUGUCAUCCUCGGAAAAUGCAAUGUCACCAGUCCCUAUCAACAAUGGGAAUGGACGAACGAUAUGAAGUUGCAUCACACACAAUCAUCCAAGUGUCUCUGGGCCAACACGAGCAGUGCAAUACCUCGGCACGCGCGCCUGGCCUCGAUCAGCAACUGUGACAGCGCACCUGCCUGGAAAUGUUACGACAAACUGGGUACUUUCGGGUUAGCGAAGAAGCCCAUGUACCUGAAGAAACAAGGUAUACGCGUUGUAAUUAGAGGAGAUCAGAGUUAUUCUAACUGGACAAAGUACGAAGAAGUCGACUCAGGAGGGAGACAGGUGAUGACACAUUUAUGCGCGCGUAAAGGGUCCACCACCAUCUCAACCACCAGAAUGUAUUCAUCAACACACAAACCUGUGGCAUACACCAGCACUGUCCACGCCAUCAGAACGGCCCCUAUAACAGCCAUAAACACUCACUCUUCAUCAAACACUAUGAGAACCCAUAGUAGGACCCCACGGCAGAUCUCUAUUUUAAGAGUUCCCAUCACAACGCCUAAGAGUGUGGUGACCUAUGAGUCUAUGGUGGCAACGCACACUUAUGACAUCGUCAAGACUCAGACGAGAUGGAUGGCUACGAUGGGUCUUAUUCCCAGUUCCAUCUCAACGGCCAUCACAUCAUCAGGGGCAGCUCUCAACGACAGCCAUGAUUUUAUCUUGUCCAUUCCUGCUUUGUCCACAACUGACUCUGCCAUGGACAAAACGGUGAAUGCUGCCACCGAAAAUGCCCUCCUCGACUCGAGGAACGAUGCCAAGAUUCCAUCAGUAAACCAAGCAACUUCCAGUUCCACCCCCAUUAUUGUAGAUAAGCUGGUGUCAACUGACCCUACCACUACUGUGGUUUCCUCUACAAUUUCCUCAGUGCCCAACUCAAGUGCUAAGACAGAUUCAAAAUCCACUUCUGCAUCCGUAGACGUUACCGCUGAUGCUAAAGUCACAACUUCUGUUGCUUUAUCUACCCCAACCCCUGAUUCCACCACUAAUUCUGCUGCUACCACCAUACCUAUCGGUACCACAGCAUUGUCCACAACUAGGAAAUUACCCCCCAGAAAGACUGUUCCAUCUACACCCAAAACCACAACAAUGCAGACUACAACAACCGCUGCCCCUACUACUCCUAUUGUCGCCCAAACAACUAUGACUACAGCAAAUCCCAAAAUGAAAGUAGCCCCAACCACAACCGCCACAGCCUCACUCACAAUAACUUCAACUCCUCCCACAAUAUCUUCAACAGUAAAGACUACAGCUAAACCCAAAAAGAAAAUAGCCCCACCCACAACCUCCACAGCCCCACCCACUACCUCUUCAACUCCACCCACAACCCAUCCAAUCACAUCUACAACAGCCCAACCCACGACCACUACCACCCCUCCCACAACUACAACAAACCUGCCCACAACUACCAAGAUUUUGCCUACAACUACCGCAACCACAACUACCACAACCACACCCACAACUACCACAACCACACCCACAACUACCACAACCACAUCCACAACUACUACAACCACAUCCACAACCACUACAACCAUAGCUCCACUCACAACUACCAAAACCACACCCACAACUACCACAACCACACCCACAACUACUAUAACCACACCCACAACUACCAAAACCACACCCAUAACUUCCACACCCACUACUACCACAUCCACAACUACCACAACCACACCCACAACCACUACAACCAUAGCUCCACUCACAACUACCAAAACCACACCCACAACCACACCCACAACUACUAUAACCACACCCAUAACUUCCACACCCACUUCUACCACACCCACACCCACUACUACCACAACCACAACUACCACAGCCCCACCUACAACAGCUACAGCUCCAACAACAACUACUACAGUACCGACUACAACCACAGAGUUGACCACCACCCCACAGGUCGAGACCACUGAAGCAGUGAAGUGUUCAUUUAACCUGACUGAAAUCAGCGCCAAUACGGAUUCUAUUGCACUGAAAUUAAUAACUAAAGGAGAAGCGUGUAACUUCACCGUGUUUUAUGAGAAUGGUCUGUCCGGUAUAACGGAUUGUGAUCAAUAUGGGGAGGACAGUAACGUGUAUAUCUGCGAUAUAAGGGAUUUGGAACCUGGGACAUUACACCAAUUCGAAGUUAUAUCGAAGAAUGAUGGAGAGAGGGGCAACGUAUCAGUGCAAACAGACCCAGUGGGUCCAUCCAGGUUGGACGUACUACCAGACCAGGUCCAGGCAGCCCAGUAUAAGAGUCCUAUUCAGGGUCAGGGUGGCUCCCGUGGCCUGCACAUAUCCUGGCCUCGUUCUCAUGGGCAGGUCAACUGGUAUGAGCUCACACUACAGGACACCAAAACAGGGACGAGCCGCAGUUCCCGCGUCAUGGGUACUGCCGCCACUCAGUCUCACUUCACCGCCCUCACCCCUGGAACCCUCUAUGCCCUCAGCCUGGUGGCAACGGCUGGGAAUAAAACAGCCCUGCCAGUGCUGGCCACUGCAUCCACAGCUCCCUCAGCCGUCAGCGGUCUUCAGCUCUCUCCCUCCUCCAGCAGCCUGGGUGUUUCCUGGCAGCCCGGCCCAGGCAGGAGAGAGGGAUUCAGGUUGCUGCUGAGGGAGCAGCAGGGCGGCCUAGUCAGGAACGUCACCCUUAAGAGUAGUGUCACCUCCCACACCCUUGACGACCUGUUGCCUGGGACCCUGUACACUGUCACCGUGGUGACUGAGGCUGAAGGUCUCCAGAACGCCAUCUCCAAACAAGCAGUCACAGCUCCUGUGGCGGUGUCAGACCUCCUCUUGGAGAACAACGGCAGUCUGGACACCCUGAGGGCCUCCUGGGUCAAAGCUAGGGGCGGCGUGGAUGCAUACCUGGUCUCCCUGGCAACCCUGGGCUCAGCCAAUCAGGACAGGAAGCUUCCCCCAAACGCCACAGAGGUGGUCUUCAGCGGCCUGACCCCUGGACGGCUCUAUCAGGUGACCGUGAGUUCAAAGGUCGGAGAGCAGACAACUGAGGCUGUGGCCACAGGCAGAACAGUGCCAGACAAGGUGUCUCAGCUGUCCAUGGUGGGCGUCAUUGAUGGCAGCACUAUGAAGAUUACAUGGUCGCCCCCUAGAGGGGACCGGGAGAACUACCGUGUCCUGCUACUGAAUGGCACAGUGGCUCUACUCAAUGAGACAGUGAGCAGGCUGGUUAGACAGUACUCCUUCUCUGGGGCUUACUUGGGGCUGGUGCCUGGCAGGCUCCACACAGCUCAGGUCAUGGUGGAGAGCGGUCUGUUUGGCAACACCGCUCAAUGUCAGGGGAGGCUAGCCCCUCGGCCUGUCCAGCAGCUGGUGGUCCGACACAGUGAUGAGACGUCUCUGAGCGUGCUUUGGUCUCGUCCAGAGGGGGUGUGGGACGGGUACACCGUGGUCUUGAGACAGGCGGACACUGUUGUGUCACAGAGGACACUGUCCCGUGACGCCAGGGAGUGCACAUUCAACGUCCUCAUGCCCGGACGCCAGUACGCCAUUGCCGUCACGACCAACAGUGGGGGCCUAAACAGCUCGGCUUCAGUGAUUGGACGAACUACCCCGGCGCAGGUGACCAGUCUGCGUGUGACCAACGGUGGUAGCACAGACAGCCUCCAAACCCAGUGGGAGCGGGCGGCUGGCGAGCUGGACUCGUACCGUGUGCUGCUCAUCCAUGACAGCAGUGUGAUCAAGAACAAGAGCACCUCGGCCCACACCACAGCCUACAGCUUCCUGGCGCUGAAGCCUGGAGCCCUCUACAGGGUGGUGGUCAUCACUGUCAGGGCCGGACAGGCCUCCAGGCAGAAUGUGGCAGAGGGACACACAGUCCCUGCUGCCGUAGGUGUGGUGACAGUCAGUAACAACGGUCGUAUGGACUUCCUCAGUGUGUCGUGGCGACCAGCCCAAGGCGACGUGGAUAGUUACCUGGUCACCCUGAGGGACCGUGAGAGGACCGUCCACACCCUGGUUGUGUCCAAGUCCAGCCCUGAGUGUGUGUUCAAGUCCCUUGUGUCUGGACGGCUCUAUAACAUCUCUAUCAUCUCCCGCAGUGGAGUCUAUGAGAAUCACACCAUCGUGCAGGAACGCACACAGCCCUCUAGUGUCCAAAACUAUGGGAAGUAUGAGACCAGCAUGUCCACAGACGGAAGGACCUUCCCUGCGGCGGUGGGAUCACUAGCCCUGGCUGGGCGGGGCACGGAGGACCUUCGUGUCACCUGGUUGGCUGCUCCGGGGGACGUGGAUCACUACGAGGUGCAGCUCCUCUUCAACGACAUGAAGGUGUUCCCACCCAUCACCCUGGGCAGCAACGUGGGGAAGUGUGUCCUUUCCUCCCUCACCCCAGGACGCCUCUAUAAGAUCCACGUUUCCACCUUCAGCGGACCCAACCAGAGGGCCCAGUUCAUAGAGGGCAGGACAGUUCCGAGCAAGGUCAAGAACAUCCACGUAAGCAACAAUGGGCAGAGCAACAGCCUGAAGAUCAGCUGGACCCCGGGGCAGGGUGACGUGGACAGCUACUCUGUGUCCCUGUCACUGGACGGGCCAGAGGGACGCAUGCUGGAGACGCGACCCGUACCCAAACACCUGAAUUAGCUGGGGUUCAGCUCCCUGCAGCCUGGACAGCUGUACAGUGUGACUGUAAGGUCUAUCAGUGGUAUACUGUUGAACAACAACACGGCCAGCGGACGCACCGUCCCCUCUGCAGUGACGGGCCUGCAGGCUGACAACAGACACACCACCUGCAGUAUUCAGGUCAGCUGGCAGGAGGCCCGGGGCGUGGCGGACGGCUACAGCCUGCAGCUGCUGGACGACAGGGGACACCUGGUCACCAACAGCUCCCAGGCCUCCUCCGGGUCCACACCGCUCCAGCACCAUUUCGACGGCCUCACCCCGGGGAAGAGGUACCAUAUCCUGGUCCACACCACCAGCGGAGGGGUCCACAGCGAGGGGGUCACCACUGAAGCACGCACGCGUCCGGCGGCGGUUAGCAACCUCUCCAUCCAGGCCAACAGCAGCAGCAGCCUGUCCUUCCACUGGUCUCCCCCAGAGGGAGAGUUGGAAGGUUACGACCUCUACCUGUACAACGGAGACGACACCCUGUACGACCGGCGCAGCAGCCUGCCCAACACGCUGCAGGUCUCCUUCCAGGGCCUGAGGCCUGGUGCCUCCUACAGGAUGGUGGUGUUAACACGCAGCGGAGAGCAGACCAACGACACAGCUAUCUGGGCCAGGACUGUCCCGGCUGCAGUGACGUCUCUGCAGGCCCGGAGUCAUCACCAGUCGGAGGUGCUGUGGGUGUCGUGGGAGCGUGCAGCGGGGGAGCUGAGCGGCUACUUGCUGUCUGUCUACAACCCAGAUGGCUCCCAGCAGGCAGAGGAGUCUCUAGGGCCCGACGCCACGGAGCAUGCCGUCCCCACUCUGAUCCCCGGGCGCCUAUACCAUGCUGUCAUCCUCACCCGCAGUGGCGAGCUCACAAACAGGGCCACCACUCAGGGCAGGACCGCCCCCAGACCCCCUACCUCUGUGUCAUUCGGCGGGGUCACCAACACUUCACUGGAACUGACCUGGAGUGGUCCUGCAGGCAGCGACUACGACGACUUUGACCUGCAGUGGGCCCCCCGGGACCACCUGUCUGUGUUCAACCCCUACCACACCCGGACCUCCGGCAGCCGCAUCCUUAAGGGCCUGUACCCCGGACGCCUGUACAACUUCAGCCUGCGUACUGUCAGUGGGGCUGUUCGUGGUGUUGGUGAGGAUGGGAGCCCUGCCUACAGCCUUCCCAUCCACAAGAGCAUCCGAACCAAGCCAGAGCGUGUUCAGUACCUACACUGCCGCCCCCAGAACUCCACCUCUAUCUCCUGCUCCUGGGCCCCCCCGGAGGCUGACUAUGACUCCUACACCAUUGAGUGCCUCCACCGGGACUCCCGCACCCUGGUGUACUCCCGGCGUACGGGCCGCGACAGCACCCUCUACCACAUCACCCAGCUGGAGCCACACAAACGCUACACCGUCUCCAUCAAGGCCAUCUCCGACAGCAUGACUAGCGAGGCCGCUGAGGAUAGCGUGGUCACCAUGAUCGACCGUGAGUACCAAAGGGGUUGUGUUUAGCUUGUGGUCACAGUG
Messenger RNA from Coregonus clupeaformis (lake whitefish), 6302 nucleotides. RefSeq names its product receptor-type tyrosine-protein phosphatase beta-like. The record is from RefSeq and is a predicted model, not a curated record. Gene Ontology annotation, biological process: angiogenesis. Lineage: Eukaryota; Metazoa; Chordata; Actinopteri; Salmoniformes; Salmonidae. The transcript has 21 exons. Gene Ontology annotation, molecular function: cadherin binding.